Molecule: messenger RNA, 1596 nt
Organism: Didymosphaeria variabile
Lineage: Eukaryota; Fungi; Ascomycota; Dothideomycetes; Pleosporales; Didymosphaeriaceae
Exons: 4
Coding region: 1-1596 (531 amino acids)
Biological process (GO): fructose 2,6-bisphosphate metabolic process; fructose metabolic process
Cellular component (GO): cytosol
Molecular function (GO): fructose-2,6-bisphosphate 2-phosphatase activity; ATP binding; 6-phosphofructo-2-kinase activity
Source: RefSeq, a predicted model, not a curated record
AUGCAUGGGACUGCUGAAAUCUACGCCAACUCACCCCGCUUCCGGCGGCGGUCGAGUACCUUUGUUGAUGCCAUCCACGACCUGCCCCAGAAGGAGGAGAUGGCCCCAGCCCAGCUUUACAGCACAGAAUCAGGUCGACUUUUCCACUCUGGGCGUAUUGUGAUUGCUACCGUCGGCCUGCCCGCCCGAGGUAAGACACACACAUCGGUCGCCGUUGCUCGCUACCUACGAUGGCUGGGUGUCAAGACUCACGUGUUUCACUUGGGCGACUAUCGUCGCGCAACGCUUGGCCCUGGCAAAGAUGUCCCCGAUGACUACUUCUUCUUGAAUGCAUCUCCACAGUCGGUUUUACUGCGGAAUAAGAUCCUUAAGAAGUGCCGCGAGGACAUUUACCAUUUCCUCGAGCACGACAAGGGCCAGGUCGCUAUCUACGAUGCGGUCAAUGCCAUCUCCAUGGGCCGGAAGUCGCUAGCAAAAGAAUUUGCCAAAAACGGUAUCCAGACCAUCUUCAUUGAAUCACACUGCACCGAUGAGCGUAUCAUUCAGGAGAACGUGCGUCGCGUCAAGAUCUCAUCACCUGACUAUCAAGGAUGGACCGAUGAGGACGCCGUUCAAGACUAUCUCGCCCGUAUCAAUUCCAGGAUACCGCACUUUGAGACGAUGGAAGAACCAGAGCUACACUGGAUCAAGAUGAUCAAUGCCGGCGAACGUGUGGUGGUGAACAGUUGCGCGUUUGGAUACUUGUCACAACGAAUCGUCUUCUAUCUUCUCAACCUGCACAUUAAGUCACGGCAGACGUACUUCGCUCGCGCCGGGACUACACGAGACGAAGACUCGUACAAAGCCGACGCGUCGUUGUCUCCUGAGGGCCGUGACUACGCGAAGAAGAUGAGCGAGGUGCUGAUGAAAUAUCGCGAGGAAGAGAAGGAGAAUUUGAUCGCCCAAGGCGCGCGGGAUGCUGCUCUGAAACCACUCACCAUAUGGACUUCGACCCGCCGUCGAACCGUUCAAACUUCAGAAUACCUAGCAUCAAAGGGAUACCGCGUGAGACAGCGAUCGCAGAUGAGCCAGAUGAACCCAGGCGUGUGCGAAAAGAUGUCCGAAGCCAAGAUCCGCCAGGAGCUCCCCGACGAGGUAGCCAAGCACGAGCAAGACCCGUAUCAUCAUCGAUAUCCGCGAGCAGAGUCAUAUCAUGACCUUGCAGUACGCAUGGAGCCUAUCAUUCUCGAACUUGAGCGGGAAGAGAACGAUCUUCUCAUUAUUGCGCACGAAUCGGUAUUGCGAGUGCUUUACGGCUACCUUAUGGCUUGUAAUGCUGCUGACAUUCCUAAACUCGAAUUUCCGCGAGACGAAAUUAUAGAGAUCAUCCCCUCCAGCUACAACAACGUCGCCAAGCGCAUAAAGAUACCUGACCUCCCCGAAAGCAUGGUUCCCCCCAGCCCCGAAGAUAUCCAAAUGCCCGUCCCGCCCAGCGGAGCUGUAAGUCCCUUCUCCGGCAUUGGCACACCACAAGCCGGCUCUGGAACCGCUACACCGCAAUUGACCGCACCCCAACCCCUUAACUUGAGGAAGUCACAUAUCAGCCCGUCCGACUGA